GGUGGGCGGGUGGGGGCGCUCCGCGGGAGCCGUUGGUCGUCGUCGGGGCCGGUGACAUGUCUGGAAGCAGUGGAGGCUGCUGCGGCUCCGAGAGCUGCUGAUGUCUUCUGGUGAAGUUGUUUGGUGACCUGUUUUCUCUGCUGAGCUGGACCCCAGGUCCUCAAACUCCAGACCUACCCCUCUGCACUGCAUCCCAUUGCCUGACCUUUCCUCCUAAGAACACAGUAUCUUCUUCCGGAGGUGUUCUCUAGAUAAUUAUUAGCAUCCAUACUGUGCAAGCUGCCUACCAGGGGAUUAUAGUCACCUAUAAAGGUCAUCUCACUGCUUGUCUCAUUCCCAGGCACUGCAUUAAAACACUUUACAAAUACUGUUUCAUUUGAUAUUCACAACAACCCUGGGAGGAUAGUAUAGAGGAAAGAACACUGGACUUGAAGUCAGAAGAACUGGAUUUGGGUCCCAGCUGUGCCAUUUAUUAGCCGUGUGACCUUGGGGUGUUUUUGGAGCAAUUCUUCAUUGAUUGAUUAUAAACUACAUAUAGAUAUGGAUACUUAUCAGACUGUUAAAAGCAGUAAAAUGAAGACAAUGAAGGCUACAGUGUCUGUCAAAAAAAGCUUCAUUGAAGGUGUACUCCGGUCUAUAAAGUCUUUGUUACAGAGCCAAAAGGAAUUAUGCAGCGUGUCAGCAGAGGAACACUUAAGGCCAGAGGAGCAAGCCAAUAUGAUUGAGGUUACCUUUCUAGGUUUCAAUGAAGAAACAGAUGCCAGUCAUGUGCAGGAUUUAGCUACAAUUUCUCUGGAACUCCCAGAUCUUCUGAAUUCUAUCCACUUCUGCAGUCUAAGUGAAAAUGAAAUUCUUUUUCUGAAGGAUAUAAAAAAGUUAUCAGAAACAAAUGCUGACCCUCAAAAACAGAAUCAUUUUUCUAGUGUGCUUUGUGUAAUGAGAGUAUCUCCAGCAACACUCCCAAGACUCAGAGAUGACUUUCUAUUUAAUCUACUAAGCAAAUAUGCCACAGGCAUCAGAUAUACCCUGGAAACACACUUACGUCAGAAACGUCAUCUGGAGAAAUCUCAUGGAGAUGAUGAUGACACUAAUCAGUCAGUGUCUUCUAUUGAGGAUGAUUUUGUCACUGCAUUUGAACAGUUAGAUGAAGAGGAGCCUUCCAAGAUGCACAGUGAUGGAAUGAGCUUUGCUACAUUGCGGAGCCAGUGUGAUGCUGCUUCACAGACUAUCCCUGCCCACUGCUUAGAAGCCAGUGAUUCAGAGGUUCUGGUUAGCUCUCUGCGGCAGAAGUCAGUGGCCAAGUCUUCACCUUCCCUAAUAAAUGUUUUGGGAUUUAAGGAGCGACCUAAUGUGAAAAAUUCAGUCACAACAUCUGUUUUCCAACCUUGGACUCAAAGAAGUUUCUAUAAGCCAUGUCAUCCUUCAGAUACAAGUGUUACUUUACAAAAAACACUGUUUUCAUCUUCUCCUGCUGAAUCAUCUGAAUCAGAAUGUUCAAGCCCAAGCCCUGUUAUUUUCUUAGAUGAAGAAGGGUAUCAAAAAAGCUUAAAAGCAAAACUUGAGUUGCCCAAGAUUCCUGUAGGGAAAGAUGGUAUAGAAGACUCAGAUUCUGAAAUAGGUGAAUUUUUUGACAGUUUUGAUCAAUUCGAUGAGCUAGAACAAGCUUCGGAUGCUUCUUGUCAACUUAAAUGGGAACCUGUUGUAGGAAACCCAUCUAAAAAAAGAGUUCACAAACAUGGGAAAUCUUGUUCCGUUACCACUACCAUGAAUCCUCAGAAAUUCAAGUUUGAUCGUCCCACUCUCCCAGCUAAUGUAAGAAAACCAACUCCUCGUAAACCAGAAUCCCCCUACAGUAAUUUGUAUGAUGUCCCAGACUCCCCUCGCCCAGUGAAGACAUCAGGGGAAGACAGUGGUUUGUUUAGUCCCAUCCGAUCUUCAGCUUUCAGUCCUCUGGGGAGCUGCACUACUACUGAAUGCUAUUGCCACAUUGAUGUCAAUGGAGAGAGGUUUAAUGAAAAUCAUGAUAACAUUUAUGAUGCUUACUCUGAUUAUGCAAGCAAUGUUUCAUAUGAAAUACUCGACUCUGUUUUUCAUUCUCAGUUACUCCCCAAACGCACUGAAAAUAUAUCUUGCAUUGAUAGUAUUGUAUCCACAGAGGGGAAAAUUCUAGCUAUAGACCUUAAACACAGGGAACUUGAUUGGAAAGUAAGAUCAAAACACAAAUCUUCAUUGAUUAAGGAGAAUAUUCAGAAAUAUGCUGCUGACCUUGUGGAAAAAAGUUUUGGUCAGGCUUUUAAAGACUUACAGAAGGGAGUCUCUUCGUGUACCAGUGCACUCUGUAGCUUAGCGGUGAAAUUGACAUCCUCAGUCUUUGAUAUGGCUUUUAAUGAGAUUGGAAGGCGGAGAGCAUUUUCGCUGAAGGAGCGUGCCAUCAGUGGCUUAGCCAGCUUUCUGGUUGGGGAUGCUCUAACCAGUGCUUUACGAGAUUUACACUAUGUCAAGAAGCAGAUAUUUACCAACACUGCUGCGAGGUUUGCUGCAGACCUUGCUGAAGAACUUAUUUUUGAAGGCCUUAUGGAAGUGUGCCAGUUUUCCCAUCCACCAACACCCACAGGGACACACAACAGCCCUUUCGGUUAUGAAGACAAAGUAGUUAGGUCCUAUGCAAAGGAUUUGUCUGAAUCUGUCAUACAGGAAGCAUUCAUUGAGCUAUCACAAGUUGAUGUGACUUUUACCACAAAGGCAGCAAUUAGUGUCUCUAUGGAUAACAUCAAGUAUGUCAGUGCAGAAAGUGUGUUGCAGUCAACACAAACCUCAACUUCUUUUCCCACUUGUCAUGAUCAAGUACUGACAGCAUUGAAUCCAGUACAGGACUACGGAAAAGAAUAUACAGUUCAGCAGGCCUUGUUUUGUACUUCCGGUGUUGUAACUUCCAUACCAGUGCCCUUGGCAGGAAGCACCCUUGGCAGAUAUCUUACUUCAUCUAAUACACGUCAGGAAAGUUCUCAUGUGCCAUCAGGUAAUAGUCAUAAAAAGUACAAUGAUUCUACCCAAACAUACUUUAUGACAAAAAAUAAGGAAGAAGAAGUAGCUUGUCUUAGAAAUAUUCAUCUGCCUUCAAACCACAAUCCAAGUAAUGAAAGUAACUAUGAAUUUUCAUAUAACCAGAAUGAUCUUAAAUUAACAAAUAGCAUUGGAAUCAAUAGCUGUUCAGAAUUAGUCUGUGGUCUAUCAGCUAUCAAUAGUUUCUCUGGAACAAUGGUAGAUAUGAUAGUAACUGAAACUUAUGAAGCAAUUGCCUCCUCCAAAGUUACCAAAGCAGUUGGAGAAUCUUCAGAUUAUUUAAUGAAAGACAAAGCAGAAGGAAAAACACCUUUACCACAUGGUGGAGCAUCUCUACAGCAUGGUGAAAGUUGCUCUAAAAACUAUUUUGCUGAUCACUUAUCUAAAUAUAUUAUAAAACACUCCAUAGAUGAAAGCAAAUUUGUAGCAUCAAAUAAUAAGAAUGUGGCACACAGUGCAGGUAUGCCAACAUGCUCAGGCAGUAUUAGAAAAGAUGUAUCUAGUUUGAUAAAGAAACAUGAAACAACAGAGAAACAAUUUUUGCCUGCCCUUAAAGAGGAGCCACAGCUGACCCCAAAUAAGCCAACCAACUUUCAAGAUGAUCUAGAUCAGUCUACUCAGGAUAUAUCUUCAAUAGUAAAGGAUUAUGUUCCAGAGUAUAAAGGAUCUAUAGCUCCCAAAUUUUCUUCAGGUACACUACCACCUUGUCCUGAUGUAACAUUCCAAGGACAGAAUACAGAGGAACUCACUGAGGCAAUGGAUUCUUCAAUAAAGCCUUUUGACAAAUCAUUGAAAAAACAUGACCUGAAUAAAACUGUGCUUGGUCCUCUGCCUUUUGGGCAAGAAAUCUGGUUUUCUCCUGCUCAUACUUUUUCACCUACGGUGCUUCCUGGUGAAGACAUUUCACAGGUGGAAGAUAAACAGAAAAUCAGAGAUGGCAAUAUCAUACCUGAUACCCCUCCACCAACUCCUCUAGUACCACCCCAGACUAGUUCAGAACAGAACCUAAGGAAAUUAACCAAAAAGCUCAAAGGAGAAUUAGCAAAAGAAUUUGCACCUGCUACACCACCUUCUACACCUCGAAAUCCAUCUCUUAGUGGCUUAUCUGAAAAUGAGCAAAAUACCAUAGAAAAAGAAGAGUUUAUGUUGAAACUCAUGAGGUCUCUUUCAGAAGAAGUUGAAAGCAGUGAAGAUGAAGACUAUCCAGAAAUGCAUAUGAAAUCAGAGUGUUCAGAGAAAACAGCUCAAUAUGCAAAUCAUUUAGCCACACAUAUAAUUUCUUUGGCGACUGACAUGGCUGCUUCCUAUUUACAUGAUAAAAGCUUCCAAGGACCUAGUACAAAAUCUCAUUUAAAUGUUCAGAGUGAAACAUCUGGAUAUACUACACUUGUAAAUAAAGAUGAGACUUUGCAGUGCUUACAGGAUUAUGCAGGUGAUGUGGCUGGGGAUGUCAUCAGAGAGGCUAAGAAAAUGGUAAAAUCAAGACAUUGUAAACUACUGAGGCUAAAGAAGAGUAAUUGUUGUAUGGAUAGUCUUUAUCUCAAAAGAGAUGAGAGAGACUGUUGCUCAAAAGAGAAGUGGAAUAUACAGCCCGAACAGUGGCAACAGUGGCCGAGAGAGGUUGACCCACUUAGCCAUUCGUUAUGUCAGAAUUCCUACAUGUCAGGUCUGACAUCCAAGUAUCCCAGCUGUGAAAGUGUGACAGAUGAGUAUGCCGGUCACAUUAUCCAAGUCCUGAAAAGGGAAGGUGCUAAUAGUGAGUUAAUAAUGGAUCAGUAUGCUAGUCGACUUGCUUAUAGAUCUGUUAAAUCAGGACUACAACAAGCAGCUAGGAAAAUCCAACUUAAAUAUAAUAGAAAAAUAUUCCCUGUACAAAGCUCACAGAUGAACGGUAAGAAUGAACUGUUAAAAUUCUUGAAUAAAGAUAGACAUCAAAUAGAUAAAGAACAAGGCAAAAGAAAUAUAGGUCAUCUUUGUGAAAACCAAGCUGAUGAAAGAGCUAAUCUUACAGAGAGAAUUGAAUGUCCAGAGUUGUUAAGAUUUUCAGAAUCUCUUGCUUACAGCAUAACACGGGAUGUCACAAGAAAGCUAAAAAUGUCCACAAUUGGCUUGCCAAAAUCUUUGACAGAUUCUUGCCUUUAUAAAAAAUCUACAUGUGACGAAGAUCUGGAGGCUUAUGUUGAAUCAGCGUUUUCUAAAUCUCUUCAACUUUCUUCUCCAAAACAAAAACUUUACCACAGCACAAGCAGUUUAAAUGAAUAUGGAUAUGGAGACAGCAUUAUUCAAGCUAUAGAGCAAUAUGCCAAAAAAAUAGUUGAUGACACUUUAGAAAUAAGUUUGGAAUCUGCAGUUCUCCAAGUUUCUAAGAACAGAAAAUCAGCCGAUAAAUUUACUUAUGCUGAAAAGUUGUCACCAUUUUCUGGUACAGCGUGCAGGUAUUGUAACCUGAAAGAACACCAGGAUUGUAUGGGAAAAUCAUCGAAGUACUUUUUUGGACAGGAGCCCUCUGCUAGAAACAAACCACUAUCUAAUUCAAAACUUGUAACUGGCUGUCAGAAGUCUAGACUUUUUCACUUUGAUGUUCCCAGAAUCCAUAUUGAUCUUGAACAGAAGGUGGUGUUGGCUGAAAAGAUAGUUGCUGCAGCUAUUGAAAAAGCAGAAAGAGAACUAAGUAAUACCAGUAUGGCAGCUGAUAGUGGAAUUGGGAAAGAUGGUGUGAGCUUUGCUGACAACCUUACCGCAGAGAUAAUGACUUCAGCUAUGACGAACAUUGGUAACAAUGUUAACAUCAGUUCAAUAGGAAAAGAAGGCUUUCAGUCAGUUGAGUCUGUUGGCAGCCAGCAGAUGAGUCUGAGCAUUGGUGAUGACAGUAGUUGGUCCAAUCUAAGUUUCGAAGAUGACCAUCAGGACGAGAGCAGCAGUUUUCUUCAUCUCAGUGACAGUAAUGGUAACAGCAGUAGCUGGAGCAGUCUUGGUUUAGAAGGAGAUAUGUAUGAGGAGAAUUUAUCCUUUCCAACAUCAGACAGUGAUGGAACAGAUGAUAAAGAUGAAGAACAUAAACAUGCUACAGAAGGUUUGGAGAAAGUUGGGAAGAAACUGCUAAUAGUCAAUAUUGAUAUGGCCUCAUGUGUUGUGGAUUCUCAGCUGAGGCUUGCCCUUCAGUGGCUGGCUGCCUCUGAGGCUGAGGUGGAACAACUUUAUUUCCAUGACUCUGCAAAGAAAGAAUUCAUGCUGCUUUCAAAAAGAGUACGGGAGAAAGAAUGGAAAGUGGGAGACCUCUUACAGGCAGUUCUUAAAUAUUAUGAAAUGAUGGAAAAGGCUUCUGAUGAGGAGAGAUGCAAACCUCUGUUUUGUUGGAUCUUGGAAAAUGCAUAAAACAAAUCCAGCCACUGUACAUUUUAUUCCUCCUUUUGAGUGAAAAGAUAUGUAUGCAGGAUAAAAUGUAACUAACAAACAUUAACAUUGUUAUAGCAUAGUUGAAGGUGAAUAAAUAACCUUUUUUGAGUUAUUUGUGAUAUAUACACAAUAUGAUAAUCCAGUUCAUAUCUUUGUAAUCUGUAUUGGAAUAUUAUCUUCAUUUAUUCUUCUAUCUAUAUGUCAUAUUCAGACUGAGAAAUUGGUAUAUGAAGGAAAGUCUGAUGAUGAAGCUCUCAGGUGACUUUGUCUCGCAGGAUUUUCAUUGUGUCCAGUAGUGCUGCUAAAAACUACAUUUGUGAUUUAUUGAAUACUCUUUUAUUACUGAGAUGGCUGUUAAUAGAAUUUAGCCAGCUAGUAAGAUUUAUAACACUUUUACUUGCUACAGUUUUGCAACAUACCUGCCCCUUUGGGAAAAAAAUAGUAUUAAUGACUAAUUUAACAUCAGUUAUCAAUAAGAUUGAGGCUAGUUUUUUCUUCUGGAAAAAUUUGUCAUUUGGCCAAUCUUUUUAAAUCAUAGUUUUAUUUUUCAUAGUUAAGAUACUAUCAAACUUCCUACUGUAACUGCUUGAAACAGAACAACAUAAUUUAUUAAAGAGCAGAUACAUUAAAAUUUUAAAGUUGCUACAAACACCAGAAGUGAUAGCUUUCAUAAUCUUUGAUCACGUAAAACAAGUUAUUUGCCAAUAUUGCCAAUUUGUGUUGGAGUAAAAGUGUGUAUGUGAGAGUGUGUGUAAGUAAACAUCCCCUUGGCUUUGCAAAUGAUUUUUGCCCUAUUUCUAAGAUUUCGUUCUAUUUUACUUGUGUCUUAGGGAGAACUCACUGUUGAACAUUAUAAAGGUGCUUUAAAAUCUGACAUCACAACAAGAAGAGUUUUGAUUCUCUUUGUUGCUAUUUACAUAUUAAAUUUCUAAUUUUACCCUAUAAUGUAAUACUGAAAGUAGAGAUUAUUUAAAUUGAAAGAUAAUGCUAGAGCAAACAUGCUCUUCAUAGAGAGAAACAGUCAUACAGUUGAUUGAUAGAUUUUACAACAGCACUACUAUCUGGUAUCAGUUUCUUCAGAAGAGGUAAGACCUUACCAAAUUCCAGAAAAUGUGAUAUUGGGCCUGUAAAAAUUUUUUUUUUAACCUUAUAUGCUUUUUUUCUACAACAUGGUAUUUCACCAACCCUUUGGAUGAAAUGUUUCCUACUACUUGUCUUUGUAAACUGCAAGUUGAUACAAGCUAGCGUUUAGGAGAUACGCAUCAUAUUACAUCGUAAGUUUUUAAUUCAGCUUCCCGUUUUACCAAUAGCUGGAAAGCCUUCAACACAUCUCUCAUUGUGGGCACUUCUGUAUCUGUUAUCUUUUUUCCUGAGCAUCAAAUAUGCACAGAAUAAAAGGCAUGAUCUUUUUUCAGAGCAUUUACAUUGACUAAUAGUAUUAUUGUUACAGUGAAGUUCUCUCUCCCUUUUUUUUUUUUAAGCAAAGUGCUAAAAAGUAUUUGAAUACCUUCUGAGAUUUUGUGGCAAACUUUGAGAUUGUUUUAUAUAGGAAAACUGCCAGAAUAGACCAAACCUUUACCAUUUCUGUUAUUUCAUCUUGAAGUUGUUUUUGUGUUUUUUUUUUUUAAUUGGACUGAGAAAUGCAGGAAAUACUAGGCAGAAUUUUUGCUACUUUUUCAGACAAUGAGAUGAAGCACCAGGGGGCUGCUAUAAAUAUUAAGAUUAUUUUCUCUUGUUAACCAUAAAGUGGGUUAAUUGCGUAUUAGAUUUUAGAUUGUAUUUUUCAUAUCUGUUUUUAAAAAAUCUGUCAUUGCAUUUAAGAUGCAUAAUCAAUUAGCCGCAAACCAAAAUUUUGAAUUUGUUUUAUUCUGAAGUGGCGAUAUAACUAAUUGCUUUGCAGAUCAUUUUCCAAACAUAGAGGUUUUUGUAAGUCUCUCAGUAAUUCUUGUUUCAGAUUAGAUUCUGCUUAUAUUCUUGCCUCCCUCACAGUUUUUUGGAACAUUACUGAGUUCAGAGAUCCAUUAUAGAAGUACAGAGUUGUUAAUAAAUGUGAUUACUAAGAGUAAAAAAAAAAAUUAUGGAAAUUUCGUAUUCGUAUCAGGACAGUGACAUAGAAGUCGUUUUUAAGUAGAUGUCAUUAUAGGCAUUACUUAAGUUUCUUUGUAGAGAGAAAAUAGUGGGGCUCAAACAGUAUAUUCAAUCCCAUCGUUCAAAAUAAUUUUAAAAAUGCAUGCGUGUGCUUGUGUGUGUGUGUGUGUGUAUGUAUGUGCGUGCGUGUGCACGUGUGUGUGCUGUGAUUGUGUGUGUGUGUGUGUGUGUGUGUGUGUGUGUAUGAGAGAGAUUUUUCCAAUGAUAUUCCAGUUCAUUUUGACUGCUUAGGUUAUGCUUUAACUCUGUUUGGGACAGCUGUCAUUGACAUUUUUUGGUGACGAAAACUGCUUGAUGUUCUAAUUUCUUAAAUUGUCCAAUUUGUGGGGAUUUUAAUCCUGAUGAAAUGUAAUGACAUGUUCUGACCCGUUUAAAGUUGUGAUUUGUGUGGAAAUUUUUUUUGUAAAUUAGUUCCAUCUCAAGCCAUUGCAAGAAGUGUAGAAAUAAAAAUCUAAAAAACUGAAGAUAAAAUGAGAUAUGCCUUAGUACAUCUUUGUUUUCAGAUUGAUUAAAGUUUGUGCUAAGAUUUGAUUCUUUUACAUGGUCACUUUCAUGAAAAGAGAUUUAUCAUAUUUUUGGUAUGUUUAAAAUUAGUACCUGAUUUAUUUAAGAUUCUUUGUUUUACACAACUGAUUCCUUCACAAACCACAGAGAGAAUCUCAAGGUUUGAUAAGGAGUGGGGAAAAAUUUGACAUCCCUUUGUCAAGAAAAGUCUUAUGGAUAUAUGUGGUAGUGUCUUUAUUUAAAAAAUGCUUGCAAAUUUUAAAUAAAUUAUCUGCAAAACUUAGUUUAGCCUAAAUAAUGAGUUUUAUUUUGCUUCUGAGAAGAGUUUAAAUUGCUUACUAAAUGUGCCAUUCAGUAACAUAAAAAUGAAUAGCUUACUUAUGUGGCCAUGAAGGAAUUGGAACUAAACUUUGCAUUUGGAAGAAAGUACUAUCUCAUCAAUGUGUAUUUUGGGUGCUGGUUCAACAAAAAUUAUCCUUCAAGAUCUGAUAUUAUCAGUAAUUCAACCUAUUAAUAUAUCAUACUUUGAAAUCUACCAUUUCCUAAGGUAACUUUCCAUGUCUUUUUGUGGAGGGGAGGAGAAGGAUGGGAAGCGAAGGGAAGGGAAGGGAAGAGUUCAGUGGAAAUAAGGAGCUCCUUGUUCAUCCUUUGGGUGUGGAAGAGCACCCAAAAUUACACAUCCUGUCACCAGCACAAGAAGUUUAUACAAAUUAGUGGAUAUUGGUGAUUAUUAGUACUAGAAGGCAAAAAAAAAAUUUUUUUUUCUGUUUUCUUUCUUUGCUGCUUUUUUCUUUUGGGUGAAAAAAGGAAGAAUUUUAAAAUGUCAAGCAUUUACUGUAAUCUUGUUUUGAAGAGACAGAUGAAGUAUUAGCUACUCAUGUUUUGUAACAUUGUGUACAUUCCUUUUGUAUAGGUGAAGUUAUAGUUCUACAAGUUCAUUGUUAGUUUUGAAUGGUAUUUAAUAUUAAUUGGAUUUGCUAUUUUUGUUAUUUGUGCAGUGGUACAGUAAUUCACAACCUUAGUUUAAUAAGUCAGACGUAUACUGAAAACAGUAACUCUUUAUGUAACUCAGUCUUGUAUUUUGUAAUGGUGGCAUUUUUUGCUAUUCAGUAAUUUCAUGGUAUGUUCAGUUUUCAAAUGAUGAACUCCAGUUGCACUCAGUUGUCUUUGUUUUCACAGUGGCUUAAAAAUAAACAUUUCAAAAAAUACUUUUGUAAUAAAUUUACACUUUUUAUUUUA
Molecule: messenger RNA, 10350 nt
Organism: Trichosurus vulpecula (common brushtail)
Lineage: Eukaryota; Metazoa; Chordata; Mammalia; Diprotodontia; Phalangeridae
Gene: AKAP11
Product: A-kinase anchoring protein 11
Exons: 16
Coding region: 541-6438 (1965 amino acids)
Biological process (GO): intracellular protein localization
Cellular component (GO): cytoplasm
Molecular function (GO): protein kinase A binding
Source: RefSeq, a predicted model, not a curated record